AUGGCCUUCGCUGCAGUCAAAGCAACGGCCGCCGGUGGCCAGACCAACGCCUCCACCUCACCUCCGGCGUCCUCGACAGGCUCAACGCCGGCCAAUCAGGUCGACGGUCAGCCUGUGUACCCACCCCAACUGAGUUCCCCUGCACGCCGCGGGCCUGCGGCUUCGUCGGGCCAGUCAUCCCUCUCAGCCUCCACCUCCAACGCCAGCAUGACGGCCCGAGCCGUCAACGGUGUCACCGCGAUUCCUACCUUUGUGGCAGCCCCGCCUGCCAUCGCCAUGACGUCACCGCGCGCUAGCACCAGCGUCAACUCUGGCCGAGCACCCGGAUCGGCUACCAUCAGCGGAGCGGCAGGUUCCACUACGGCCAGUCCCGGGGGUUCGAGCCGCGUGCCCAAGCGUGGUCCAUACCGUUGCAGUCGCUGUGGUCAGAUGCUCAAGGGCCAUCAGUGCCCCUUCAAGGACUACUCUCCCCGCACGCCGCGUCCCACGCCACGCGUUAAGAGACCGUCAGCGUCGGACGAACCCGAGGAAUCGGCCACUUCGGACGUCGCAGGACCACCCCCCACUAAGCAGCCUCGCUCACGGCCUGCCUCGGCAGACUCCAUCUCCGACGUGCCCGCUGGCGACGCCAACCCUCAGUUGGCUGCCAUGCAACUGCUUCGCAUCAGCAAGCGGGCGCCCCCCGCGCCCGGCCAUGGUGGUGACGCCCUGGCACGAUUGUUUGGUCGAUUAUCAGCUAUGCUGCCCGAAGGUACCGACCUGCACGAGAUUUUCAACGAAUGUGUCCAUGAAGCCAUUGAAACCUCUACGCCUGCCCCUGGCACCAACCCUGUCAGCAUGUACACGCUGUCGGUCAUCCGCAACCUGAUUCAGCUUUCCGCAUUGUGGGUGCGCGAUGAUGCCACCAACCAAAUGACCCCCGCCCAGGGCAUCAGUUUGGAUGAGGCCCGCGGCCACGUCUGCCUGCAUACGGAAGAGAGCGGGCCGCAACCAGCCUCGCGCUUGCGUAUUGGCGUCUCGGGUCGCAAGACCAGCAGCAGUAGCGACCAUCGCCCUCUUGCCUCGGGCAGCAAGCGGCGUGUCAGCCGGCGUCUGCAGACUGGUGACGAAGGCCGGGAUGGCGGUGGCGGUGCCGGCGCUGGUGGGAAAAGCAGUGCCUCAGCUGAUGACUUUUCGUCCGAUGAGGACCGCAGUAAUGCGUCCAUCGUUCUGAUGGCAGCCCGUGCAUUGGAAGAUGAGCAGCUCCGUGAAACCAUCUCUCGCGUGUCCAACGGCGAGUCCUCGGAUACUGCUGCAGGCCAUCAGGAAGACGAUUCCUUUGCCAGGGAGGAAGACGACGACGAGGAGAGGGAAGAGCAUGCUGAAUCAUCCCCAGAACGCUCCUCCGACCGUGCUCAAACAGCUGAGACGUCCUUGCCGUCGCAAGGCGCAGAGACGACCGACGAUCAGCGUAAAGCCUGGCAAACGGCUUUGGAUAUGUCUCAACUCGACGCUUCCAUCGGCGACUUUUGCGAUUCCGUCUUCAAGCUGUCUUCUCGCUUGCUUGUCACGCGCAAUCCACCGUUUGUGCUGUCCGUUGUUGCCAUUUUCUCUCUCUCUCUUUCUCUCUCUCUCUCUCUCUCUCUCUCUCUCUCUCUCUCUCUCUCUCUCUCUCUCUCAAACUCUCUCUCUCUCUCAAACUCUCUCUCUCUCUCUCUCUCAAACUCUCUCUCUCUCUCUCUCAAACUCUCUCAAACUCUCUCAAACUCUCUCAAACUCUCUCAAACUCUCUCUCUCUCUCUCUCAAACUCUCUCAAACUCUCAAUCUCUCUCUCUCUCACCCUCUCCUCUUUUUUUUUCUUGUUUUCUACUUGA
Molecule: messenger RNA, 1854 nt
Organism: Monosiga brevicollis MX1
Lineage: Eukaryota; Choanoflagellata; Craspedida; Salpingoecidae
Exons: 2
Coding region: 1-1854 (617 amino acids)
Source: RefSeq, a predicted model, not a curated record